This is a messenger RNA of Auxenochlorella protothecoides, 981 nucleotides long. RefSeq lists its product as hypothetical. Gene Ontology annotation, cellular component: nucleolus; nucleus. The transcript has 6 exons. NCBI's taxonomy places the organism in Eukaryota, Viridiplantae, Chlorophyta, Trebouxiophyceae, Chlorellales, Chlorellaceae. The record is from RefSeq and is a predicted model, not a curated record. Bases 1 to 981 code for a protein of 326 amino acids.
AUGGCCUCUGGGCGUAGGAGCCUGGCCGAAGACAUCGCUGACCUGUUGGAGCCCGUCGCAGUGCAGGAUGAUGACGAGGUGGCAGCCCUUGAACGGGCGGUGGAGGACCUGCAGGCAGGCGACGGCGACACCGCCGCAUACCUUGCCGAGCGAGCAAACCGCGAGAAGCGCAAGGCGCUGGCGGUGCAGUCCCAGCGACGGCUGUGGGAGGCUGGACUGGAGAUUCGGAUCCUCCUGCAGCGCCUCCUCAAGUCCGCAGUGCGGUUUCCCCAGGGCGUCCUGGCAAAGACCAUCCAGGCCAGCGAUCAAGGUGUGGCAGCUGCCGUCGAAGACAUCCGGGCGGAGUCUGCUGGGGCGAUCAGCGACUUGCUGGAGGUUAUCAAGGGCCUGCACGAAAGGAACCCUGCCAUAGCCGCCACCCCGCCCAAGUGGCAGCGGAAGGAACGGCGGGACAGCACGGCACUCUGGCGCUGCGCAGAUGCAUGGUACGAGGCCACCAAGCCCUUCCAGGACGCCUCCAUCGACCGCUGGCAGAGGAAGACGCUGGUGGCAGGAGGGAACUUGAAGGCCCUGAAUCAGCCUGUGUCGCACCAGGUGGCACAGCUCAUGCAGGCAUCAGAUGCGGUGAUCGAGCGAACGCAACUGGAGCGUGACCAAACUGGCGUCAUAGGCCAACCGAUCCAGCCUCAGCAGGCAGCUGGGAGUAAGCCCGGAGAUCGCGAUCCCGAGACCUUCGACGACACUGACUUCUACUCCACGCUCCUCAAGGAGUUCCUGGAGAGCACCGAGGCCCCCGCACUGACCUCCCAGAAAUACGCGGGCACCAAGAAGCGCAAGAUCGUGGACCGACGGGCCUCCAAGGGUCGGAAAAUUCGGUACAAUGUGCAGGAGAAGCUGGUCAACUUCAUGGCCUCUCGAGAAAGUGGGUCCCUGGUCCUGGCCUCCCAGCUCUUUGGCAACCUCUUCGGUUCGGGGGCGUGA